AUGGAGGUUGAGAUGGAGACAGCAGAUGCAGAAGUCCUCCGCGCGCGAGAGGUGGCGAACUCGGUCCUCGCCAGCUUGAAAUCGCAACUGACAGUCCUGAGGGAGUCGGCAGCAGAGACGCAACAGAGGCAGUGGCUCCGCCUCAGCAGGGAGCUUUUACAGACGGCGCAAAAGCCUUGGGCGGCCCAAGCAACGCAGUUGAAGUUGAGGCAUGAACAGUUGAGGCAGCAAAGAGAGGAAUUGGAAAAGAAGUUGAAGGAAGGAAAGAUUGGCUUGUCUUCAGCUGAAGAAGUGGUAGAUGGACGACCUCACCAGGCUUCAGGUGCGGCUCCGGCGAGUGCACCUAGCACGGCAACGUCGGCCACGUCACUUCGCCCUGCGGUGAAGGUACAGCUGCAAUGGUUGGAUGGGAGGGUUCGUGAUAGCACCAGCUAUGUGGACUACCCGGCCUGCAAUCAUGUUGCAGCUCAAAUAGAAUAG
This is a messenger RNA of Cladocopium goreaui, 480 nucleotides long. NCBI's taxonomy places the organism in Eukaryota, Dinophyceae, Suessiales, Symbiodiniaceae. The record is from the annotation of a GenBank genome assembly.